Messenger RNA from Xyrauchen texanus (razorback sucker), 3999 nucleotides. Its product is annotated as CCN family member 2-like. Gene Ontology annotation, cellular component: extracellular region; extracellular matrix. Gene Ontology annotation, biological process: cell adhesion; signal transduction. The transcript is spliced from 5 exons. Lineage: Eukaryota; Metazoa; Chordata; Actinopteri; Cypriniformes; Catostomidae. Gene Ontology annotation, molecular function: heparin binding; integrin binding. The record is from RefSeq and is a predicted model, not a curated record. The coding region runs from base 62 to 1099 and encodes 345 amino acids.
GGCAGUGAGCAAACAGUAACACACAUAGAAAAUCACAUUGUGGUGGAACACUUUGCAGAUCAUGAUGGAGAAUAUACAGCGAGAUAGACACAAAAUGAUGGCAUGGGUACUGAUGUUCUACCUGCGCUCACAGGUGUGCUGUCAGCAGUGUGGUGGUCCAUGCCAGUGCCAAGACUCUGUACCAGUGUGCCCAGAGGGAGUUCCUCUCAUCCUCGAUGGGUGCCAGUGCUGCCAGGUGUGUGCCCGCCAGCCGGGCGAGGCAUGCAGUGAGAUGUUGCUGUGUGACACUCAGCAUGACCUCCAAUGUGACUACAGUGCCAGCUUCCCUGGUGAUCAAGGGAAGUGUGUCAGUCAGAAGGAACUGGGCUGUGAGUUUAAAGGAGUCUCUUACCAGGAAGGCCAAGUAUUUCAGCCAUCCUGUGUUAUUCAAUGUCGCUGUUCGGGUGGAGGGGUGACCUGUGUGCCUCUGUGCAAGGAGGAUGUUCUCCUGCCCACCCCUGACUGCCCUCACCCUCGGCGGGUUCUGCCACCCGGAAAGUGCUGUAAGGAGUGGGUGUGUGAAAAUAUGGACAACACUGUGCUUCAGGAUGCUCAAAUAGAUUCGAGAACAGACCAAUCACUGCUUUUUCAACUUGGACACCAAACCAGGCCCAACUGCAUAAAUCAAAGCUCAGAGUGGAGUGCUUGCUCACAAACCUGUGGGUCUGGGAUAUCCAAACGGGUGUCCAAUCAAAAUCCAGCCUGUCGCCUUGAGAUGCAGAUACGCAUGUGUAUGGUCCGACCCUGCCACCUUUUUCCAAUCAGAACCCCACAGUGGUCAAGGAGGAAAUGCCAACCCAGCUACAGGUCAGCAAACCCAGUGCGUCUUUUUCACCAGGGCUGCAAGAGUACCCAGUUGUACAGACCCCGUUAUUGUGGCCUAUGUACAGACAAACGUUGUUGCACUCCUUACCACACUGGCACAGCACUGGUCACUUUCCGUUGCCCUGGAGGGAGACUGCUCAAUGAAGCUGUCAUGACCAUCAACUCCUGCAUCUGUCAUUACAACUGCCCCUAUUCAUCUGCAGGGGCAUAUAGAGGAACAGCCUUCUGGGGUUAGAAAGUCCCAUCUUGUCUAGUGAUUGAGCCUUGUGUCCUAAUCUUGGAUUUAAUAGCUUCAUAUUGUAUGCUCUGGGCUUACAUCUUAACUUAUUGAAUGAUAUCAACAUUUUAGUUCAAAUUCACAAGAAUUUGACUAACGAAGGUUUCAAUCCACUCACCAAACAAUUUCUCUUCAGCACAGAGCUCUAGUAGAAUUAGGCCAUUUGAGAUUUUACAGCAUGGAUGCAAGGGUAACUUCCUUCCUGACAGACUGGACUGGUCAAUUCUAAUAUUUUUUGGAGCAGAUUAAAGGAUUGUUCCCCCCAGAAUUUAAAUUCUCUCAUCAUUUAAACAUCGUCAUGACAUCCUAGAUGUGUAUGAAUUUAUUUCUUCUGCUGAACACAAACAAGGAUUUUUAGAAUAAUAUCUCUAUUCCAUUCAAUGCAAAUGAAUUGUGGCCAAAACUUUGAAUGUACAAAAAGCCCAUAAAGACAGCACAAAAGUAAUCCAUAAGAUUCCAGUGGUUAAAUCUAUAUCUUUAGAAACGAUAGGUGUGGAUGAGAAACAGAUCAACAUUUUUAUGUCCUUUUUUUACUAUAAAAUUCCCUGCGUAGUAAGUGGUGAUUUGCGAAUAACGCUGUAACAUAGACUCUGAGUGGGAUCCAUGUGUGGUUUAUUAGAAAGAUAAUCUCAAGUAAUACAGGCGUAGAUCAAUAACCAGGCAAACAGUGAUAUCAAUGACAAGGCAGAAUCUUAGUCAGACAGGCAAAGGUUCAGGGCAGGCAGCAGAAAGCAAUGGUAAAGAUCCAGGCACAAACAAAACAAAGACAGGCUGCAAUCAGAUGUAAUCUGAGGUACAAGGCAGGGUCAAAAAACAGAUGAUCAAUACAAGGAGAUAAUAACACUCAGAAAUUUAGCCAGGGCAAACAAGACUUUGCAAUAAGUUGAACUAACAAACAGGGCUUAAAUAGUGUAAUGAUAAUUAGGAACAGCUGUGACUGAAUCAGACCGGGUAUGUGGGCAUAUGGGAAAUGUAGCCUCAAGUCAAUAUUCUGGAGAGAUAGAUCUCCGGUGGCCGAUUGAGGAGCCUUCACCGGCGUUCGUGACAAACGUGAAUCACCAAAAACAAAACAAGAAUGUUAAAGUGUAAAUAAAAGUGGAGAUUUAUAGUUUAAAAUUGAAUAAAUAUUGAAUUUCUCACCCACACCUAUCAUAUCGCUUCUGAAGAUAUGGAUUUAACCACUGGAAUCAUAUGGAUUUUGUUUCUGCUGCCUUUUAUAUGCUUUUUGGUCUUUCAUAGUUCUGUCCAACUUCACUUGCAAAAAUCUUUGUUUUCAGCAGAAGAAAAAAGUUAUACACAUAUGGGAUAGCAUGAGGAUGAAUAAAUGAUGAGAUUUUAAAUUUUUGGGUGAACUAUUCCUUUAAAUAGUUUUCCACGAGAACUGCAAGAAAUUUUACAUUUAUGUUGGAAUUUUCCAUAUUCAUUAAGUUUACACAAUGGCAGCUGUUUUUUUCUUGGAGUCCAAGAAUACAUGACUUUAACAUAAAUAGUAAAUAUUUUUCAAAAUGUGUGGGUAUAUCAAUCAAUCCUUUAACAGUUUUGUGUUUUGCUAUGGACCGUUUUCACAUUCCAUGUUUUAAAUGCGGAAGUAAAUUUCUAUAGAAGUGAAUGAGAGACCACAGCAAAUAUUAUUUUUUGUGUUCCCAUUUGCCAGAACAGCAAAAUCAAAAAAAUCCACCAUUAACUUUUCACACAGCUGUGUUUGAAACACCAUCAGAGUAGUGAAAUUUUUUUUUAAUAUCUAGGGUAAUGUAACAGAUAAUGUUAAAAAACAAAUAAUUAAAAAGUGUCAUCACAGUCUGUGAAAAUGUCUACAACUUACAUGAGGUAACAUUUUUUGAUGAGCCUUACCAAAAGAGUGCACGUGAACAUCCUUUCAAGUGAAGACAUUCUAAAGAGCUGUAACUACAUGACAAGAAACAUUGGUAAAGUGCUAUUUAUCCCCUGAAUUUGGCAGGCUCUAGCUGUAGUGUUUAGUAAUGCAUAAAAAAAGAAAGAAAAAAGAUUCACUGUACAUAUUUGUAAAUACUUUUCAUAUAUAUAUAUAUACAUAUGUUUAUAUCAUGUAUCUUUAAAACUGGACUUAGAAACUAGACUUUGGGAUUUUGUGUUAAUAGGAACGUUUUAAGUUGUCAUUUUUUUUGUCAUUUACCUCACCCCCAACCCCAACCCCAACCCCAACCCCCCAGUGAUCGCACAAUAGCAUAACACCCUAAGAAAACUGCAGAAGUGUAAGGGUGCCCUCACUUGUUUAUUUGAGGAAGGGCAGGCAAAGAUUUUAUGCUGUUAUUUAAUGAAUUUUUGCAAUACAAAUGGGCUUUUGUAGAGAAAUGGGAGAAAAAUGUAAAACAGAAAGAAAGAGGAUAUUGACUGUUUUAAUAAAAAUGAGACUGAUAUUUGAAAUCAAAUUCUCAGACCAAAUUGAAACUGAUUAUCUCCAUCAUACUGUAAAAUACAGUUUUUCUAUAAUCUAUAGAGACUGGCAUAAAUUCAAGGUGCAUAGUCCCAAGUUUUCUUUUGACAACCUUUACUACACUUCUGUUGUGCAUUUUCUGACGUCAGUCACUGUGCUCAUAUUACCUGAGAUUUUCAUAUACAAGAACUUGUUGCAUCACCGACCUCCACCCAAGAAAUGUUUGAAAGUCUGUUGCUGUGUGAUGAUGGUCUACAAUAUGAAAAAUUGAGUGGAGCAAUAGCUAUAAAUCAGUCAAAUUUGACUUUAUGUAAAAAAAAAGUUACCCACAGUAUAUGUGGCUGUAUUCACUCAUGGAAUUCUUGGCAACUGUUUGGGGCUGAAAUCUGUGCAUGAUAACUGGAGAAAAAUGUAAUGUAAUGUUAAUGGGUCCUCAACCUAUGCC